CUCUGCCAUGAGACUUGUGUCUCUUUCUCUUAUGGAUUUCAGCAAAUCAGACACUAGAGCUGUGAGUUCAUACAGGCCCAGUUUCAAACAUUAGGGAUAGUUGAAGAGACUGAGAGAUUGUACUUUCAUGACGUUGCAUGUAUUUGGAGUAUAAUUUUGCAGAUUAGAUCAAACAGCAGCAGCAUGUCCUGUUAAUUGGUACAGAUGAAAAACUAGCUAGUCAGUCUCCCAUGGCAUUGAGCACCAAUAGAGCAUCUUCAUCAUCUGUUCCUAGAGCUAUUCAAUGGAAGUAUGAUGUCUUUCUGAGUUUUAGGGGUGAAACCCGCUUGAGUUUCACAGCAUUUUUAAAUCAGAAACUGAAAGCUCUAGGAAUUAGAACUUUCUUGGAUGACGCAGAUCUUGAAAAGGGAAAAUUGAUUUCUCCAGAACUGUCCUCAGCAAUUGAACAAUCAAGGUUAGCCAUCAUUGUGAUCUCUCCAAAUUAUGCUUCUUCAACAUGGUGCCUUAAUGAACUUGUGCAAAUUCUCGAAUGCAUGGGAGCAAGAGAUGCAAUUAUACCAAUAUUUUAUGAUUUGGAACCCUCUGAUGUUCGAAAACAAAAGGAGAGUUUUGAGAAAGCCUUCAGAGACCAUGAAAAACGGUUUGACACAAAUAAACUGAAAGAGUGGAAAGCUGCUUUAACGAAAGUUGCUAAUCUUAAAGGGUGGACUUCGAAGAAUAAGUAUGAACCACAACUUAUUGAAGAAAUUGUUCAAAAGGUACAAACCAAAGUACCUCCUGUAUUCUGGGAAUCAAAAAAGCUGGUUGGCAUUGAGCCAAGGUUGGAGCAUCUAUAUUUUCUUUUAGAUGUCGAGUCUGAUGAUGUUCGAUUUAUAGGGAUAUGCGGGAUGGAUGGGAUUGGCAAGACAACCAUUGCAAAGAUAGCUCGCAAAACCCUUGGACAUAAAUUUGAUGUGAGCAGAUUUUUCAGUGUUAGGGAGGUUUCUGAAAAACAUGGUCCUGUCAAUGUACAAAGAAGACUUUGUGAAAGCCUUACAAAGAGAACUUCAGAAUAUUGGGACGAAAAUGAUGAGGAAUCCACGAUGAUUAACUUCUUAGUUCAAAAAAAGGUUCUUCUCAUUCUUGACGACGUGGAUGAUAUCAGUCAGUUAGAAAACUUGUGUGGAAAGAAAAAUUGGUUUGGUCCGGGGAGCAGAAUCAUUAUUACAACUGCAGAUGAACAAUUGCUACUUAAACAUGGUGUGGAGAUAUUUAAGUUGCUGGAAUUGGAUCCACGUGAAGCUAUUCAACUUUUUAGCUGGAAAGCCUUUGAAAGAGAUGAUCCGGACAAAGAUUUUACAGCUUUAUCUCGAAGUUUUGCAGAUUAUGCCGAUGGCAUUCCGCUAGCUCUUGAAGCCUUGGGAUCGUAUUUACAUAAAAGAGGUCCACAGGAAUGGAUCAGUGCAUGGGAGAAACUGAAUGAUGGCCAUUCGUUGGACAAUGACAUUAGCAGAAAGAUUAUGAAAGUACUUAAAAUAAGUUAUGAUGGAUUAGAUAAAGAGCAAAAAAAUAUUUUCCUUGAUAUCGCAUGUUUCUUUGUAGGAAAGUGCAAAGACCAAGUAUUUGAAAUAUUAGACAGUUGUGGCUUUCAUUUAGAUAUUGGCAUAAAGGUUCUUGUUGAGAAGUCUCUGAUAAUAAUUUCUGAUAACAUGGUGCUGAUGCAUGAUUUGUUUCAAGCAAUGGCUCAGGGGAUUGUAGUUCAAGAAUCUCAACAUCCUGGUGAGCGUAGCAGGUUGUGGCUUUCUAAGGACAUCUAUCCAGUUUUGAGGAAUAGUACGGGGACUAAAUCAGUUGAAGGCAUUGUCCUACCCUUUCCUGAAUCAAAAGAUGCAAAAUGUGAUCCUCAAGCAUUUUCCCAGAUGUCUAACCUCAGAUUACUCAAAAUUCAUAAUGUGCGCCUUCCCCGAGGACUCACAUGUCUUUCUCAUUCAUUGAGAUUUCUUAAAUGGAGAGGUUAUCCUGAAAAGUCCCUUCCAUCAGAUUUCGAACCCAAUGGGCUUGUUAAACUCAGCAUGUGUCAUAGUAGCAUUGAACAACUUUGGGAUGAAGAAGAGACUUUUGAAAAGUUGAAAGUCAUCAAACUUUGUCAUUCACUCCACUUGACAAGAACUCCGAAUUGCUAUGGGGUCCUAAAUCUUGAGAGAUUAGAUCUUGAGGGAUGUGAAAGUCUUGUUGUCAUUCACCCAUCCAUAGGAGUUCUCAAAAAGCUUACUUUCUUGAAUCUUAAAGACUGCAAAAGGCUGGAGAGUCUUCCAGAUAAGAUUGCAAUGGAAAGCCUUGAAAGUUUUGUUCUUUCUGGUUGCUCAAGUGUUGAAAAAAUUCCUGAAUUCGUGAGACCUAUGGAGCAUUUAACGAAGAUUUCUUUAGAUGGGACUGCUAUUAAAAGUAUACCACCAUCAAUUGGAUAUCUGACUAGCCUUUCUUCAUUGGAUUUGAGAGAUUGCAUACAUCUAAGUUGUCUUCCAAGUACCAUUGGCAACUUGAAGUCCCUUAAAAAUUUGUAUGUGUCUGGAUGUAUAAACCUUGCCGAACUGCCAGAAAGCUUUGGGGAGCUAGAGUCCUUGGAGGAGAUUGUUACAAGUGGAACUUCCAUAAAAAAAUGGCCAUCUUCCAGUGUCCCAAAAAACCUUAAAUCGAUGACUUCUCAUGGUGGACCAUCAGAACAAACAUGCGUUAUGCCAAUGAAGAGCCAUCAUCCUUGUAGUUCGUUCUUGCCUCCUCUCUCAAGGGUCCCUGCUUUAGUACAAUUGGAUAUAAGUGGUAGAAAUCUUUCUGAAGGAGAGUUUCCCGUUGACAUUGGCUGCUUAUCCUUUUUAGUAUCAUUGAACUUAAGUGGGAACAAUUUUCUUAGCCUUCCGAAAGAAAUUAGCCAACUUAAUACGCUUGAGAACUUAAACUUGAGUGGUUGCAAGAAGCUUCAACAUGUUCCGGUCCUUUCGUCGGAUAAAAAUUUAGAAGUAAUUGCAGAUGGUUGUACUGCGCUGAAAAUGCUGCAGUGUCCAUCAAAUUUGGACAGAUUGAAGUGGUCCUGUUUCAAUUUCAUCAACUGCAUUGGAUUGGUUGACCACGAAAUACCAUUAACUAUGCUCAAAAGAUACCUCAAGGUAGCACAUUGUCCAGGAGAUAGAUAUGAAAUUGUAAUUCCUGGAAGUAAAAUACCUUCGUGGUUCUGCCGUCAAAGAGUGGGUUCUUCAGUAAGUUUACCUCUGAAUUUGCAUAAACAAAAGUGGAUGGGAUAUGCUUUGUGUGCCCGUUUUCAAGUAUUAAAGAGUGGAUGGCAACUCGUUUGUGUUUUGAAAGUCAAUGGAAAACAAGAGUACCCUGUGCCUCUAUUUGCAGCUAAUGUCACACCCUUGUCAAAUCAUCUUUGGUUCUUCUAUGUGUCUCGUGAUCUAAGCUUUGGUACAAAUUCGCGAACCAGUUAUGAUCAGUUAACCUUUUCAUUUGAAAGCUCAACCCGCAGCUUGGUGAAGAGGUGUGGUGUCCGUUUGGUAUACGAGGAAGAUCUGCAAGAUUUCAGCAAAAUAGUUGCUCAAUCCAGCGUUAGCAUUUCCCCAGAGGAGGAGGCUGUUGAUGACCUUCAUUGUGAUGGCACGUCCAGAUCUGUACAAAGUGGGACUAUCAAGCGGAGCUAUAAAGACAAUGAUGGGGAGGAACCUGCCGCAAGUGGUAGUUUUGAUGAGGUAUCAGACUUAAAAAGAUCCAAAAACAGAUGAUUUGUUUGGAACUGCAUUGCCGGUCUAAUGCUUGAAGGGUGGCAGUUUAGUUUUAUAAUUUUGUCUCAAUUGAAACCUGUUUGUGUUGGCCAGUAGAUGUUUUCAGAUUUGCUUAUGACCGUUUGUAUUUUCA
Messenger RNA from Prunus mume (Japanese apricot), 3888 nucleotides. The record is from RefSeq and is a predicted model, not a curated record. Lineage: Eukaryota; Viridiplantae; Streptophyta; Magnoliopsida; Rosales; Rosaceae.